GAGCACACUGUCAGGAUGAGCUGAUGUGAGCGCUGCAUCAAGUGCGCGGUGGUGAUGCUCCCGUAUAAAACAGCCCGCUGUAUUUUGGCACAGAGGGGGAUGCAUCAGUUUAACCCUCGGCUCUGCCCUCCGGACUCGCCCAUACAGUCUUCAGCCUAGAUAACUUGAGGGGAUGUGUGAUCCUAUUGUGAGGAAUCCUGCCGCACGAUAUUACUGAGGAUCUCUCUCUGUUCGUUUUUUUUUCUCUCUUCAACUUCGAUGGCUUGAGUGGCCCAUUUGCACUCAUGCUUGCAACCGAGGAGGGAUGUAAGGUACGGGCCAUCCACCGCCCUCACAUUGCACGGAGUAGCGGCGUGAUUCAGGUCGCUAUCUGAGUGCCAAUAAGAAAAAAAACUACUUUCGAGAUGUGAAUUAUCGAGAAUUGCUACUCACUCCACCGGCUCGCCUGUCCUAUGCUAUCAACAACGGGAUCUCAAGAGGAAAAUGAUUGUGGCAUAAACUAUUUCUGGAGACGCUUGUCACAGAUAUCGCCGCUGAACUGGACAAGGUGGAUGGUUAUUUCCCAAACAGUUCAAGCUUAUGUAUCCUGCAUUCGUUUGUUGGAAUCGCUGCCUAGUAUCUUCGAGAACAGCGCAAGAGGAAUGCUGGUCCAAGAUCUAAUGCCAUUUACUUUAAGUUUUUGGCCUUUUUUCUUCGGUCAUUGCCUUCUCUCACUGUUUUUACUCUCAUGCCAGGGAGAACUCCAGAGGUCAUGCUCACGGACUGUGGCGGAGAAAGUUAGCGAACAGUGCCAGCUGGCAUGCCACUGUAGAAGAUACCCUCCCCUUCCUCCUCCACCGCCUCCACCGCCUCCCCCACGGCUACUGGGCACCACAGUGGCGGUGCCCGAGGUGCCGUUGUUGAGGCCGUGGUGGAUGGAGAUGGACAUUGUAGUGCUUGGAACGGUGGGCUGUGCCUCAGUUGUCUUCCUGCUCUCAGCCAUCAUCAUCUGCUACAAGGCCAUCAAGAGGAAACCACUACGAAAAGAAGAGAACGGGACAAGUCGUGGGGAAUAUGCCAUGAGCAUCCGUAAGAAGAAGGCCAUGGGUACGAACAACACUGUGGUAUAGACUGUCUCCUGGUGGACGUAAGAAGUGACAUCACCAUUACCGUCUCUCACCGUAACCCCAAAUACAACAAUCCCUUCUCACCCAGAAUGCAACAGGGUUUUUAUCCAAGGUUUGCAAAUAGGUAAACCUUCCCUCUUUGCUUGGCAUGUUGCCUGGACCGAAGACACCAUUCAGCUCAAGAGGAGCUGCAAAAGAUGGAAGGUAAAAAAAAAAAGGAAGCCAGAAAGGACGGAGACAGAAAUCCACAAACCCCCAUGGUGUCGAAAGUGGCACAGCAGGCUGAACAUUAUGCUCUUAGUAACAGCAAGUGUUGCUGACAGGCUGGUUGGCUGCUGGCUGGAGAGGGACCGUCUGUCAGUCUGCCUGCAGAUCCAGACCUCACACACUGUUGACAUCUGCAAUGGAACAACAGACGAUACAGCAGACAGGACAAGCCCAUCAUACAAAAUAAAUAACGUGCAUGCAGUUUUUACAGAGAAUGCAACAUUUUUUAUAUUCCAAUCCCCACACUGUCCAUCUUUUGUUCUGCAUUUUUGAGACAGAUGCUUUGCGAGAGGCAUUAUGUUCCUGUCGGCUCUGAGGUGUGGAUUCAUUUGACUAUGCAAUUUAAAGAAAUCCAUAUGAAAAAAAAAAAGAGGAGCAACGACAUCAACAUGGGACAUACUGGUUAUUUUACCAUGCCAAAAAUGCCACCGAAGACUUAGGCUCAAUGUAAUAUACUUCAGUCAUUCAUUGAAUUAUUUGCUCAAUUUCUUUACUUAUUUAUCUACCUUUGAAUUUAUUUUUCUACUUAAAAGAAAAAAUAAACUGUCUUGUAAGUUACUCACAUCUUUACAAAUCUUGAUGAACUAAUUUUAUUUCUUAAUAGCUAUGUUUUUUAAGUGAAUCAUUUAUAAACCGUAUGAUCCAUUUGUGACGCUCCGAUGCUUUAAGCCUGCUGUCAGUUUGUUGAGACACUGAUGCAGAAAACACGCUUGCGUUUUGGUAUCAGUUGUUUUGUCUCUGGGUGUUUGAUAUGCUUUUCUCUGUUUCCCUGAGACUUCUGCUAAAACAUCAGGGGUCUCUACGAUGUUAUGUGAAUGUGUGUUUUCCAAACAUUAUUAAUGUGCUGCAUCAUAAUCCAGUCCCCGUUUUUGCCUCCCCUACAACUUAAACCUGCUAUCUCAAGCCUUUUGGUUCAAUCUUGUUGUUUCAGAGUCUUGGGGUCAGUUAGAUGCCUUCAGUCAUGCUUUGUUUGGAUUUGACAAUCUUCAUUUUUCUAUCUGUCAAGAAGGGCUUAGCCCAUCGCUAUAGAAACUGGGGACAUGAGCCCAGGCCUGACCUUGUGACUGGUGAGAGACAGGAGACUUAGCCAAUAGCCAGAGAUCAGGUUGCACAGAGGAUGGCCUCAGCAGGGAUGUGUGUGUGUCUCUGUGUCUGUGCUGUCACAGGCAUCCUCCACAUCCCUGCUGGAAAAACACAACUGAGCUGAACUGGAGCAUCACUCAACGCUGCUCUGCUUUUAUACAUUAAAGCUGUGUGUGUCUGUGCAUUUGUGUGUGUGUGUGUGUGUGUGUGUGUGUGUGAGAGAGAGUGAGUGUAAGUGACUGACUGUGUGUGUGUCUGUCUGUCUGUCUGUCUGUCUGUUUGUCUGUGAGUGUGCUUGCAGAUGAGUGUACUCAGUGAGAGUGGGCUGUACUCUGUGGCUGUCAGUUAAGUAUAGAUAUUGGCUAAACUGUGGAAAUUUGGAAAAACACAUGCUUGUAUUGAAACAUGCACAGAUAUUAGCUAACAGUAUACCCCACCAUGUACCUAUAUGAGAGAAAUGAAGGAUGCAUGAAUGUAAAUAUUGAUAUUUGAAUAUCUGCCUUCUGGACUGUUAAUUAAUGUACAGUGUAACAGAACAUAUGUUAAUACAUAGUAAAACUUAAACAAUGUGCUACCAUUUAGAAUUAUGUCAAUGUUGUCAUGUUGCUGGAGCAAGCCAUUCAUGUAUAUAUGGCAAUCAAUAGUACAUACACAAUUUAUGCAUUAUACCAAACCGAAAGAUGUGCAUAAGUUGAUUUAAUUUGAGCUUUUCAGUUGUAAAUAAAACUGUACAUAACAAGAGACCCACAGCCUAUUGUGUUUAAAGAGGCAUAUGACAUAAAUCUGUUGUUAUGUUAUGGCAGACAAACUGGACUGUGUGUGGCCAAGGUGAUACAAGUGAGCUUGUUAUAUUAUGCCCCUGCCCAUCCUGUCUGCAAUGUGCUGUGUUGUGCCGUUCAUGUCUUGGGCGGAGAGAUGUGCUGGCCGUGUCUCCUGGGCCCCCCACAGUGGAGGACAUGCUCUCAGUCUGUCUCACACAGUGCAUCUUUAAUGAACUGCAAUUAUCAAGCAUAUUGCUCUCCAUGGGCCUUAAUGACGCAAACAAGAAAACUUAUACGUUGCAUAUUGUGCUCGCUCUGGGCUCGAUAAAUAAUCACGUGACAAAACCUCGUGGAUGUGUGUGAGGGAAUUUCUGCUGCUCAAGCAAGAAUGAAAUUGGGGUUUAGAAGAAAGCUAAAAGAAGGAAGUAGAUUCAAAAACACUUCUGUGAAAUUGUCUUAAAUUCAAUCAUAUAGACAUUUUUCUAUUUCUAUUUUAAUUUUUACAUUAUACAUUAACUGUAGUUAAUGAUGUGAAACAAACAAGGGGGACAAACCUGUGCAAUACAGGCUGAUGCACAGGAGCACUGAAGAGGAAUGUCAAUGAAUUAUAAUGUGAAUGAGGGACCAUAGAGUGCUUUGCCUGCCCUGCUUUGGAUGUGCCACUUGAUGGUAAUGGCAAUGGACAGUCUGAGCAAUUUAAACAUUCAUGCAUUGUCCAGCCAGGGCGCUGUGGAUUUCACUGUAAUAAAAGCAAUGUGACAGCACUAGGCGGGGGGACAAGUUUUCUGAGCCUCUCAGAAGGUAUUUCCACAGAGCAAAAGGGCGCUGAUACACAGGUUCUUUUCAAUGUGGGUUCUUAAAAAUUGGUUCCGGACAAAAAAUAGUGCUGCACCCUGUAUGAGACUACCUCGCUCAACUUGCUCUUUAAUCAAGAAAUGUCACCAAUGCACACACCUGGUAAUACACCACGCUGGUGCAUGCAAGUCUGUGUGUAUGAGAGCUGAAAAGUCCUUUCAAAGCUGACCUUCACAAUCUUUGAGGACCCACUCACACCCUCUCUGCCCGAGAGGCCUUUGGUCAUCUUUAAUUACCCUCACUACCUCCAGCUGCCUGCUCAUCAGGUCAGCGCUUCCAUAUGGUCCUCCAGGAGGCAGCAGGCAGGGGCGGGGAAAGCUGGAUACCUGUGGGACACUGAUUACAUAAGCUGCUGCUAAUGAGAGAGGUUCUUUCGUAAAGGGCUGCGAGUUCAAACGAUCACAACGGUGGCAGUGGCUGACAGACGCAAGCCCAGAGCAAGGGGGACUUGAUUAAAUACAAACACA
Molecule: messenger RNA, 4539 nt
Organism: Anarrhichthys ocellatus (wolf-eel)
Lineage: Eukaryota; Metazoa; Chordata; Actinopteri; Perciformes; Anarhichadidae
Gene: prima1
Product: proline rich membrane anchor 1
Exons: 4
Coding region: 453-1109 (218 amino acids)
Source: RefSeq, a predicted model, not a curated record